AUGAAUAAUCUGCACGUCAACGUAGACGAUGCGCCUCCGCCCUACUCAGAAACCGACAUCUACUCCAACUCGGCUGCCCCUCGUUCCGCCGCCUCUACAACAUCCCACACCGGCUUCACCCCUCUCGACGAUGCCUCAUCCACAGGAGACGUCGUCUACACACCUCCCCUGACGCCUCGUACCUCGUCGAAUAGUCACCUGGAAUCACAGCAACACGCACAGCAACCCGGCGCAUCGCUAUACUUUGACUCACGACCUCCGCCAGCUAAUCCACCCGCAGAAACGCUCAUUCACACCGUCAAAGUAGAGAGUAAUUCUCUGCCGGAUGAUUUGCCCUAUCAGCACGAAUGGGCUGCGAGGGAUGUCACGCCACAGGACUGGGCUACAUUCGUCAACUUUUUGCUGCCGGAUCAUACGACUAGGGGUAAUGAGGCGGUUAUCGAGAGAAAGUUGAGGUCAGAGGGUAGGAGUGAUGCUAGUUCCACGAGCGGGAGGUCUCAGGCUGAGGCGCAGUUGGAGCAGAUGAGGGAGAAUGGGGUUGCGACGACGAGAAGUAGAUCUGAGAUUGAGGGGACUGUGCAGCAGUGGAAUGAUGGGUUCUUUGGGCCGAGGGGUAUAACUGUGAGGCUGGACCCCGAGACGAGAAUGCCGGGUGCUUGGGGAGUGGAAUUUGAGGAUGCUGAGCGGCGGAGGGAACUGCGGCAGCAGGAGAGAGAACGACAACAACAGCAGAGGGAACAGCAGCAGCAGCAGAGGGAGCAGCAGCAGCAACAGAGAGAGCAGCAAAGAGAACAGCAACAGCAGCAGAGAGAACAGCAGCAGCAGCAAAGAGAACAGCAGCAACAACAGAGGGAACAACAGCAACAGCAGAGUGAUGCUAAUGCCUCCCGUUUCGGCAAGUGGUCUAUUGAUAAGAAUGGCAUUCGGUACGGAGACUCCGUCGUUUUGGACAGCAACGGCAUAAAAAUUAGCAGUCUGGUCAUGGACAGCGACGGCAUCACCAUGGGCAAGAAGACCCAACCUUCAGGGUCGGCUGGGUGCUCGCAACGAAAUGUCCCAUGGCCUAGCGCCCCUGGACCAAGCGGACCUUCUGGCCCGUCGUGGUCAGCACCCAGCGGACCUCCUGGCCCGUCGUGGACAUUCGGCGGUGGCUCAGGAUGGGAUCGCCGCCGUGGUGGCCGUCACGACGGUCACGACCGGCAUAAUGACUGGCAUCACGGACAUCACGGUUGGCAUGGGCGCCGUGGCGGCCGACACUCAGAAGACCGUGGAAGGGCAUGGCAUCAAGACAGCAAAGACAAACACGAGCGGUCGCCGUCUGCAUCAUCCAUCUCUUCAGAAUCCUCUAGCAGCUCUGAGUCAUCUAUCGGCUCCCUGCCCGACUACGACGAUAUCAAGGACCACCAGCUGCCCGUGUAUACUGAACGUCUUCGAGAAUGGACCGCUUUGCCAGAUCAAGUUGUCACCAAGAGCGACGUAAAGGCACUAAAGGCAGAGCUGAAGGCUAUCCCUAAGGGACCUGUAGAUCCCAACUUUGAUAGAAAGGCACUCAAGGCGCAAGUCAAGGGACUUCAAGCGAGCUUGAAGGCUAUCAGGAAGUCGCAACGGCAAACUCGAAAGGCAUACCGACGGGAGCGACGUAUGAAACGCAAGGCGGAGAAGAGGGAAUAUCGAAUGAAGAGACGAGAGAUGAGACGAGCUCACAAGGAACAUAGGAGACACGGAGUUCCGUUUCAAGCACCGCCAGCACCGCCAGCGCCUCCCGUUCCUCCUGUUCCGCCUGCCCAAGCAGCUCCUCCUGCACCUCCAGCGCCGCCCGCACCGCCAGCUCCAACCGCGGCCCCUAAUCCCCCAUCAUGGAGCCAUCAUUGGCCCCGAGGCUGCACAGGUCCAUCCCAACGAAGCUCAUUCUUCUUUGGCCCCGACGGUCCUCUCGGCGAGCGUGGUCCCUUCGGCCCCCACGGCCCCCUUGGGCCUCAUGGACCAUUCGGUCCUCGCGGAUGGGGUGGCAAUUGCGGUAGUGGAAGAGGAAGAGGGCGAGGAUGCGGCCCCAACAUCCCCCCUGGACCUUGGAGUGUUCCGCACGGAGGCAGCCCACGCGACGCACCAGGUGCAUGGCCCGAAGAUGACCACGAAUCAGGCAUCUCGUCACAUAUUCCUCCACCAGGAGCCUCGUCUGCUUCCAAAUACAAGGCUAUGGAGGAGGUGGAGGCCGAGAUCAACAAAUUGGUUACGAAGGCGGCGGAUGCGAAGGAGGGAAGGGGCGCGAUGGAGAAGGAGAUUGAGGCUUUGACGGAGAAGUUGGAGGUUUUGAGGAUGGAGGCGGAUGGGGCUUAUGCGAGGGAGUUGGCCGAGUGA
Pochonia chlamydosporia 170 is the source of this 2358-nucleotide messenger RNA. Its product is annotated as ring finger domain-containing protein. The transcript has a single exon. Bases 1 to 2358 code for a protein of 785 amino acids. The record is from RefSeq and is a predicted model, not a curated record. Lineage: Eukaryota; Fungi; Ascomycota; Sordariomycetes; Hypocreales; Clavicipitaceae.